AUGUCGUCUGGCGUUGUACGCUCUACCGCCCUCAGGGCUGGAGGUGCUUGCGUGCGCUGUCGCAAAGGCAAGACAAAAUGCGUCUAUGAAAAUGGUAGAGCACCAUGCAAGAACUGCGCAAAGGGAAUGCAUGACUGCUAUCUGCCUUCAGAGAGCAUGGCUCAUCACCACGGCCAAAGCCCAGCGCGACACGCCAAUCCUCAUCGGCCACCUCGCGACAGUCUUCCUGCUGCAGGACCUGGCGUUGUUGCUGAAACGCGACAGCCCGUGGUAGGCUCCAGUGCUGCUCGUCAUGUCCAGACAGGUUCUGAUAAGCUCACACCCGAACUGAUCGCCGAGAGUUCUCCGAGUCUGAUCCGCCGAUAUGGAGGUCCUACUCAAGCUGCAGAGACAUUUGCUGCCAAGGCUAUGACCCUCAUCAACCAAAACUUGGACCAUCCUAACCUCGUCGACAUCCAGGCUCUGUGCUUGAUCAUUAUCCACGAAUGGGGCUCGCGGAAUGCCGUUCGUGCCUACAUCUACUUGGGGCAAGCGGCACGCAUGGUUCAGAUGUAUCGCAUCUUGAACAGCCAUCAUGCGUCCCCCGAUGGUGAUAUGUUCUUGCGGGAUGAAUCUCUUCGGCGUACUGUUUGGCUUAUCUACAUCUUGGAUUGCCUUCUGACUAGCACACCGGGACGUUUUGCAGCACUGUCACCCCUCGACACCGCAGAUGUGCCUUUGCCUUGCUCCGACAUCAACUUUGCAUUUGGUAACGCUGUCUUUGUUAAGACCCUGCGACAGCAGCUUGAUCCUACUGCCGUUCCACCUGGCCAACCACCAUCUGAGAUCGGAGAGUUUGGUUACAUAGUCUUAGCAUCGACAAUCUGGCGUGACGUUGUUGGAAUGCUUACCACUACUACUCUCGCGAGUUUCCGCGAGGAGGAAUGUGGCGAUUUAAUCGCCAAGAUCGAGGGUCUCCGAGCUUCUUUGCCCAUGCAGUUCGUGGACAAGCCGGGCCAGAUCAACCUCCAUAUGACGAUGGGCUCUGGCUACACCUUUGCCAUGCUUCACUGCCUUCUACAUUGCGCAACGAUCUUUGUCCAUCGAAGGCGCCUGCUGCAGGAAGUUACCUCAGUCAACUUCAACCUGGAGUCAUUCCGCCUCAACGCGCGAUGUCACGAUAUCAUUGAUCGGCUCUUUACUUCCUGUCACGGCACGAUCUCUCUACUCACCGCUGUCGAGGCAGGUUCUGAGAAGGACCACACCCCUUGCUUUCCGAUCUUCAUGCUGUUUUCAGCUUUUACAGCCAGCGCCACUGUUGCCUACCUUUCUCUCAAGGGCCUCACACCGCCCAACGCUGUCGAGACCGCCGCUCACAUUGUCAAGGAUGGCUUACGAUUUAUGAGUGAUGGUACUGAGAACUGGCCUCUGAUGGGCAGCUGGCUUCGACACCUCACCGUCAUGCAAAGGGUGCUUAAUAACGAUGCUGCAGCUGCUAAUGGUGGCUCCUUGCGCCAUGGCUCGACAUCUCACGCUGUAGGUGUUAAGGACGAAAUCUCAUCCAACGCCGAUACCAACCCGGAUGCGAUGGACUAUGACCAGCAGACGAACCAUGCAGGUAGCGUCUCAGGCCAAGGCAACCCUCGAUCUGUCUCAGAGUCUGUUCGCGGCGAUAGUGAGCCUCCUGUAGUUCUGGCAAGGCGACCUGGCGUUACAACUAUCAACGGUUCUGGAGGAGCAUCCACGCCCACCACAAUUUCGCCACCGCCGUCCAAUACAAUCCACGGAACAGUACCCGAUAUCAAACAGCAACCUAGCCCAGAAAUGGCAAAUGGGAUUGUGCCUCCCCAGGAUGGACAGACGACGAGCCAGGAUAUGACUGCACCAGAGCUUUGCCAAGCCUUUGAGCGACAACUCCUUGAUCUGGACGAUCUUGCGGCUUUCAUGGGCGGAGGUGUUUAG
Fusarium musae is the source of this 1941-nucleotide messenger RNA. RefSeq lists its product as uncharacterized. The record is from RefSeq and is a predicted model, not a curated record. NCBI's taxonomy places the organism in Eukaryota, Fungi, Ascomycota, Sordariomycetes, Hypocreales, Nectriaceae. The transcript has 3 exons. Gene Ontology annotation, biological process: regulation of DNA-templated transcription; DNA-templated transcription. Gene Ontology annotation, molecular function: DNA binding; zinc ion binding; DNA-binding transcription factor activity, RNA polymerase II-specific. The coding region runs from base 1 to 1941 and encodes 646 amino acids. Gene Ontology annotation, cellular component: nucleus.